AUUUAAAAAUAUUUUGUCUCAAAAGUAAAACGAAACAAGAAGUAUUUCAUCGAACAUCAGCUGUAGAAUAAACUGCAAGCAUGGGAAAUUCUGGAGAGCAAUGACCUCAAUAUAUCAAGCUGGAGCUUCGUUGAGACAUGUCGAAUUGCUCGAAAUGCAUAACAGAAGUCUACAAAUAAUCAAACAUGGGAGCAGUCAUGGAAUGGUUUAAAAGAGUCAGGAACCUUCUGACGAAUGAUGUCUAAGUUUAAGAAGAGGAUCCAA
Messenger RNA from Chironomus riparius, 264 nucleotides. NCBI's taxonomy places the organism in Eukaryota, Metazoa, Arthropoda, Insecta, Diptera, Chironomidae. The record is from the annotation of a GenBank genome assembly.